Mya arenaria is the source of this 2119-nucleotide messenger RNA. RefSeq lists its product as uncharacterized. The coding region runs from base 1139 to 1810 and encodes 223 amino acids. The record is from RefSeq and is a predicted model, not a curated record. The transcript is spliced from 9 exons. Lineage: Eukaryota; Metazoa; Mollusca; Bivalvia; Myida; Myidae.
AAUGCAGAAUUAAUCCAAGGUAUUUUGAACGUUACAUUAUACUCAAACAUUACAAUUCAAUGCUCAAGCGACGGAAACCCUAAACCAACCAAUUUCACCUGGAUAUGGCCAACAGGAAAUACAUCCACGGGAAAAGAUAUAUCCUUUGUAAAUAUUCACCGUGGGAAUCACGGAAGCUAUACAUUGAUGGUUGAAAAUGUCAUGACUCCGAGCAUCGGACCGCAAAUCAGAGGAUAUUCUAAUGCAACUUUUGAUAUCAAUGUUCAAUAUCCGCCAGAUAUUCCUGUUAUUUUAGUCAACUCAACGUGCAUGAAAACUCUAUGUUAGACCACAACUUCCUUCAAGUAUUAGAACUGGAUCGGGUGAGUGUGGAGUGCUUUGCGGCUGGAAAUCCGGACCCAACUUGCCAAUGGAUCAAUCAUUCACAAUCGAGUACACUCAAUUUCCCGAAGGCCUCUAAAACAGAUAUAGGAACCUAUGCUUGUCAAGCUUCCAACACAAUGAACACAUCAUACGGAAUAACAGUGGUUGGACGAAAUGAUUCAUCGUUUUAUCUUGAUAUAUUGUAUCCACCAAAAAUAACUAACCUCAACACAAUGGUUGAGGUCAUUGAAGGUGUUAACUUUAGUUUAAUUUGUAACACGGAACCGGGAAAGCCAAAUGCUACGUCAUAUUCCUGGAGAAGCACUCAUCAACCUGAAAGAAAUACAUCUGAUCAGAACCUUAAAAUUCAUAACAUUUCUCGAACUGACGAAGGAGUAUUUACAUGUUUGGCUAAAAAUAAAAUGUACCCAACUGGAUGUCAAGAAGUAACAGGAAGCGAUAUGGAACACGUAUAUGUGGAUGUCCAGUAUAUGGCUUUGAUUACGUUUACUGUUCAGAAUUCUACUGUGUAUCGUGGGGAUCAAUUUAUACUUACUUGUGAAGUGGAUAGUGAUCCACCUGCUGAUAUGAUAUUAGCAUUGUAUCACCCGUUGGAACCACCCUAAACUAUACCCGUGAAAAUAAUCAAUUACACUAUAUCAAGAACAGCUCGUGCUUAGAAGACAUCGGUCAGUUUUCGUGUGUGUCUGAAAACAAGCACAAUCGUAACCAACCCGACAGGAGAAACGUCACAGUUGAUGUCAGAUGUGCACCAAUGUAUAAGCAUAAUGAACGGCCAACUACAGUCGUGUCUACCACUCCCGGGGGGAAGGCAGUUUUAUACUUUUCAGUAUUUUCGAACCCUUUCCCAAGCUCUAUUAUAUGGAAAAAUCUUACAUAUCAUAUGGUACUCUCAACUGAUCAUGACGGAUUGGACAGAGUCACGAUUAAUACAACGGAAGACAACUCAACAUCUGUAGUCACAAUAACCAACGUUGGAUUGUGGGACUUGAGUGAUUACUCAGUAACUGCGGAAAAUGAUUUCGGGAUUUUAAAAGAAACGUUCCGAAUAAUACUUAAUGAUAGCGCUGGAUCUGACGGUGGGACAUCAACCUCGACCAUUUUUGACAAUGUAACUGGACCAGUGAUAGGAGGCAUAGUCGCCGCUGUGUGCUCCGUGGUGAUAAUAGCAGUUUUAAUUGUUAAAUGUGUUAAUAGAAAACGGCAAAGUGGCUUAGAAUGUGACAGACGGAGGGAAGAAUGUGUUUCAAAAGAUGAUACACAGUACGUCGAUAUUUCAAUGGUUCACAGAAGAACAGUUACCGAAUACAAACAUCUUGACUUUCAGAGAAGAACUGCAGAAAGCAGGUUGCAAACACCAUUAAAGGACAGCGUUAUAUAUGAAAAUUUGAAAUUGCCAUCAACACAAAGCAAUGCAUUAACAUGAACUUAAAGUUUCGAAGGUGUUGUAAAUAUAUACCAUUUCCUUUUGUGACGUGUAUACAUGGACUUUGUUACAAUGUUUGAUCUUUAGCAUGUAUUUUGCAAUUUAAACAUUUAUCGAAAUUUGAAAACUGAGAUAUUCUUAAUUUAAAAGCAAAACCUGACUGUCAAACUUCCUACUAUAAUACUCCUAAUGUUUUAAAAUAUUUUGACUUAUCAUUUUAAAUUUACAAUGUACUGUACAAAAGGCUUAAUGAAAGAGGGUACCUCACAAAGUUAUGUUACAAAUUGCUUUCUAUACUCUAUAUUCUGU